UUUAACGCAUGAAUGAAAAGAUAAGGCAGAUAUAAGAUAUCUUUUUACAUUUUGUGUAUUUUUCGAUAUACAUUUUUAAUGCAAAGCCAUUUACAGUGCAUUGCGGAGCAGCGAUCCAUGACUCACCCAGCCUCCUGUUUUCAUAAUGGAGGAAGUGACCUCUGAUUUCAGGAAUGAGAAAAAGACAGCAUCAUUCCCAAAACCCAGCGUAGUGUCUAUGAAGAGUAACAACUCCAUGAAAAAGCCACCUGAUCUCAGGAAUGAGAAAAAGACAGCAUCCCCAGAAUCCAGUUUUGUGUCUAUGAAGAGUAACAACUCCAUGAUAAAGCCACCUGAUCUCAGUAUGGACAAGGCCAAUUUGCUUCAGUUACGUCCACGAUGUGAGCAGCAGGUUCUGGCAGAUCCAGUCUCCAUCAUCUGUGUAAAAAGAUUUUGUAGGAAGUGCAACCGGUUUGGGGAAAAAUCAAGUCAUUCAGAAGACUUCAGCUGUCCUCAGUGCAGAAAGCGAUUUAAAACACGUCCCGUUCUACAGCCAUACAGGAUUACAGCAGAACCUGGUUCUGCCCAGUGCUCCGUCAAAUCAGACACUGUAAACCCUCAGCAGGAUUCUCACCAACCACUGGAUGAUGUUUUGCAUAGAGUCAAAAAUCAACACAAAAAUAGAAUGAAGAUUAAAUAUGAGAGUUUUUUUGAGGGAAUCAAACUACAAGAGAAUCAAACUAUCCUGAAUAGGAUUUACACACAGCUGUACAUCAUAGAUGGAGAGAGUGAAGGGGUGAAUGAAGAACAUGAGGUUUUACAUAUGGAGAAAAACAACAAAACAAAAGACACUCAGAUAUUCUGCAAUGACAUCUUUAAACUCUUACCUGAAUCAGGACGUGAGGAAAAGACGGACCAAAUCAAGAGCGUCCUUACUAAAGGCAUCGCUGGAAUUGGGAAAACUGUCUCCGUGCAGAAGUUCAUUUUGGAUUGGGCAGAGAAAGAAGCCAAUCAGGAUGUAGAUUUCAUGUUUGUGCUUCCAUUUCGAGAGCUGAACUUGAUUCAAUAUAAUCAGUACAGUCUUCACAAACUUCUGCUCGACUUUCAUCCUGAACUUCAAGAUCUAGACGCAAAGAUUUAUGAUGAGUGUAAAGUUGUGUUCAUCUUCGAUGGUCUGGAUGAAAGCAGACUAACCCUGAAUUUUGCAGGCCGUAAAAAAAUUUCUGAUGUGACUGAGACUUCAUCAUUGGGUGUGUUGAUGUCAAACCUGUUCAGAGGAGAUCUGCUUCCCUCCGCUCAAAUCUGGAUCACCUCCAGGCCAGCGGCAGCCAAUCAGAUUCCCUCGAAAUACAUCAACCGUGUGACAGAAAUCCAGGGAUUCAAUGAUCCUCAGAAGGAGGAAUAUUUCAGGAAGAGAAUCAGUGAUGAAGUUCAAGCCAGAAGAAUCAUCUCACACAUUAAAGGAGUGAAAAGUCUUCACAUCAUGUGUCACAUACCCGUCUUCUGCUGGAUCUCAUCUACCGUACUUCAAAACAUCCUGGAACGUGAUGCAGAAAUACCCAAAACUCUGACUGAAAUGUACAUACACUUCCUUCUUAUUCAGAUGAACAUAAAGAACCAGAAGUAUGAAGAGAAAGAUGAGAAAGAUCCAGAGGCACUUUUGCAGUCAAACAGAGAAGUGCUUGUAAAACUUGCUGAAUUGGCUUUCAGACAGCUAAUGAAGGGUAACGUGAUGUUUUAUGAGGAGGACCUAAAAGAGUGCGGCAUAGAUCUCACCGAGGCCUCUGUGUAUUCUGGGAUCUGCACUGAGAUCUUCAAAGAGGAACCUCUUAUUUUUCAGAGGAGAGUUUAUUGCUUCGUACAUCUGAGCUUUCAGGAGUUUUUUGCUGCAUGUUUUGUGUUUUUCUCCUAUUUAAAGAAGGACUCUGAUGUUAUGAAAAUGUUUCUGAGAGGAAAGUACAAAACUGGAUGUAAGAGAGUUCCCCUGGAUGUGUUUCUGAAAGGAGCAGUAAAUAAAGCCUCAAAGAACAAAAACAGAAACCUGGAUCUUUUCCUCCGAUUUCUUCUUGGCAUCUCACUGGAGUCCAAUCAGAGACUUUUAUGGGGUCUGUUGUUGACAAACAUUGAGGAAAGCUCAAAAAGCCUUGAGAAAGUGAUUCAAAACCUCAAAUGUGUUCAAAAGCAUAACCUCAGCCCCGAAAGAUGGAUAAAUCUGUCGCAGUGUUUGCUUGAAAUGAAAGACGAUUCUGUUUCAGAAGAAAUUCUGACUUUUUUACAGUCUUACACAAAUAAAAACCUCUCUCUUGGACAAUGUUCAACCUUGGCAAAUAUGAUCCAGUUGUCAGAGAAGUGGCUGGAUGAGCUCGACAUUACAAAGUUCAAGAUAAGAUCUGUGGAUUGUCGUGAGAGGCUCAUACCUGCUGUGUGGAACUGCAGAAAAGCUAUAUUUUGGAGCUGUCAGUUUACUAGCAGGUGUUGUGAAGUCUUCAGAUCGGCUUUACAAUCAUUCAACUCUUCACUGAGAGAGCUGGACCUGAGUGACAAUGACCUGCAGGAUUCAGGAGUCAAGCUCAUCUCUGAUGGACUGAAGAGUUCAAACUGUCAACUGGAGAUAUUGAGACUUUCUGGCUGUAUGGUGACAGAUGAAGGUUGCAGUUAUCUGGCUUCAGCUCUGACUUCAAACCCAUCACACCUGAGAGAGUUGGAUCUGAGCUUUAAUCAUCUCGAAGACUUAGGCUAUAAACUGCUCUCUGAUAGACUGAAUGAUCCAAACUGCGCACUGAGAACACUCAAUGUCGAUCAUGGGGGAACGAUCAGGAUUACACCAGGGCCACGAAAAUAUGCCUGUUAUCUCACACUGGAUCCAAACACAGCACACACGUAUCUCAAACUGUCUGAGAACAACAGAAUGGUGAAAUAUGUGAGAGAAGAACAGGAGUACCCUUAUAACCCGGAAAGAUUAGAUUUUAAGCCUCAGGUGUUGUGUAGGGAAAGCCUGACUGGACGCUGUUACUGGGAGGCUAAAUGGAGCGGAGAGGCCGAUAUAUCCGUGGCUUACAAGGGAAUCGAUGGGAAAAGGGAGAGUGACAGUGAGUUUGGACACAAUGCUGAGUCCUGGAGUCUACAAUGUUCUGAUGGCAGAUUUGUUGCCUGGCACAAUAAUAAAAGAAAUAAAAUAGAUGUUUGUUUAAACUCCAUUGACAGAGUAGGAGUUUAUCUGGACUGUCUGGCGGGAACUUUGUCCUUCUACAGCGUCUCUGACACCCAAACCCUAACACACUUACACACAUUCAACACUACAUUCACUGAACCUCUCUACGCUGGGAUUGGGCUUUAUCAUCUCACCUCAGUGUCACUUUUGGGGUUUCACACUGACCCAACAGACUCCAACAGACACGCCUUUAGAGAGAGGAAAGAGAAAGAACAGAUGACCAUGGUGGAAACAUUAAAUGAAUUAGCUCAUCUGAGAGACUCUGAGUUUGGUCGUCCUUGGCCCAGACAUGGACUCAAACUCUUGCACUGGUUUGCCGACAAGUGCAUUUCUUUUGAAAACAAUGACAUUUUCUCUGAAUGUGACCCAGCCCAGAGAGAUUAUGGUUUUCACCGUUUCAAGAACAGAUCUGAUAGAUGUGGUAAUAAACUUCUACCAGAAGUAGAUAUCCCAUACUACGUGGUUGGCAAUCUUAAUUCACGAGGAGCUGAUCAACUUCCUAUAUAUGUCUCAGAAGACAACUCCACAUACAGUGAUGACCGCAAUACAGACCGGAUCAUUGUCAGCCUUGAUGAAGACUGGAUUGAAAAAGUUUAUGUCACUCAGCACAAUGAUGAAUCGAUGUAUGAUCCAGACGCCACUUACCGGAUUUCCAAAGGCCUGCUCAUGAUCAUCAAGAACAUGAAUUUAAAUGAAUUUCUGUAUAAAACAGGCUAUUUUCAACCAAUCCAGUUUCAAAGACCUGUGCAGCCCGUUUCCCCACUAUUAUUCAGCUAUUACACACCUGCACCUACAACUUUAAAUGUUCCUGUGGUUUCUCCAGCCAAGCUCCCACCAGUAAACCAAAAUGUUUCUGUUCACAUGGAAGCGCCUCCUGCUGCACUGACCAAUGACACCAAAAUCCAGAUAGAUGAAGUUAUUAACACACCUAAACAAAAACAUUCAGAGAAACGCCCUAGCAGCAACUCCAUGAUCCAGCCCCGUUUCAAAAUGGAAGAAGAGACCUUUGAUUUCAGGAAUGAGAAAAAGACAGCAUCAUCCCCAGAACCCAGCUUUGUGUCUAUGAAGAGUAACAACUCCAUGAUUCGGCCACUUGUUUUCAGUGAUGCAAAAGUGACCUCUGAUCACAGUAUGGAGAAGGCCAAUUUACUUCCGUUUAAAUGUCCACUAUGUGAGCAGCAGGUUCUGACAGAUCCAGUCUCCAUCACCUGUGGACACAGUUUUUGUAGGCAGUGCAUCAACCGUUUUUGGGAAAAAUCAAGUCAUUCAGAAGACUUCAGCUGUCCUAAAUGCAGAAAGAGAUUUAAAACACGUCCCGUUCUACAGCCAUACAAGAUAACAGCAGAACCUGGUUCUGCCCAGUGCUCCGUCAAAGUAUGCCUGCCGGAUGACACUGUAGACCCUCAGCAGGAUUCUCACCAACCACUGGAUAAUGUUUUGCAUAGAGUCAAAAAUCAACACAAAAAUAGCAUGAAGAUCAAAUAUGAGAGUUUGUUUGAGGGAAUCAAACUACAAGGGAAUCAAACUCUCCUGAAUAGGAUUUACACACAGCUGUACAUCAUAGAUGGAGAGAGUGAAGGGGUGAAUGAAGAACAUGAGGUUUUACAAAUGGAGAAAAACAACAAAACACAAGACACUCAGAUAUUUUGCAAUGACAUCUUUAAACUCUUAACUGAAUCAGGACGUGAGGAAAAGACGGACAAAAUCAAGAGCGUUCUUACUAAAGGCAUCGCUGGAAUUGGGAAAACUGUCUCCGUGCAGAAGUUCAUUCUGGAUUGGGCAGAGAAAGAAGCCAAUCAGGAUGUAGAUUUCAUGUUUGUGCUUCCAUUUCGAGAGCUGAACUUGAUUCAAGAUGAUCAGUACAGUCUUCACAAACUUCUCCUUGACUUUCAUCCUGAACUUCAAGAUCUAGACGCAAAGAUUUAUGAUGAGUGUAAAAUUGUGUUCAUCUUCGAUGGUCUGGAUGAAAGCAGACUAACCCUGAAUUUUGCAGGCCGUAAAAAAAUUUCUGAUGUGACUGAGACUUCAUCAUUGGGUGUGUUGAUAUCAAACCUGUUCAGAGGAGAUCUGCUUCCCUCCGCUCAAAUCUGGAUCACCUCCAGGCCAGCGGCAGCCAAUCAAAUUCCCUCAAAAUACAUCAACCGUGUGACAGAAAUCCAGGGAUUCAAUGAUCCUCAGAAGGAGGAAUAUUUCAGGAAGAGAAUCAGUGAUGAAGUUCAAGCCAGAAGAAUCAUCUCACACAUUAGAGGAGCGAAAAGUCUUCACAUCAUGUGCCACAUACCCGUCUUCUGCUGGAUCUCAUCUACAGUACUUCAAAACAUCCUGGAACGUGAUCAUGGGGCAGAAAUCCCCAAAACUCUGACUGAAAUGUACAUACACUUCCUUCUUAUUCAGAUGAACAUAAAGAACCAGAAGUAUGAAGAGAAAGAUGAGAAAGAUCCAGAGGUACUCCUGCAGUUAAACAAAGAAGUGCUUGUAAAACUUGCUGAAUUGGCUUUCGGACAGCUAAUGAAGGGUAACGUGAUGUUUUAUGAGGAGGACCUAAAAGAGUGCAGGAUAGAUCUCACCGAGGCCUCUGUGUAUUCUGGGAUCUGCACUGAGAUCUUCAAAGAGGAACCUGUUAUUUUUCAGAGGAGAGUUUAUUGCUUCGUACAUCUGAGCUUUCAGGAGUUUUUUGCUGCAUGUUUUGUGUUUUUCUCCUAUUUAAAGAAGGACUCUGAGGUUAUGAAAAUGUUUCUGAGAGGAAAGUACAAAACUAGAUGUAAGAACGUUCCCCUGGAUGUGUUUCUGAACGGAGCAGUAAAUAAAGCCUCAAAUAGUAAAAACGGACACCUGGAUCUUUUCCUCCGAUUUCUUCUGGGCAUCUCACUGGAGUCCAAUCAGAGACUUUUACGGGGUCUGCUGACACGCAUGGAGAAAAGCUCCAAAAGCCUUGAAAAAGUGAUUCAAAACCUCAAACAUGUUAAAAAAAAAAAUGUCAGCCCUGAAAGAUGGAUAAAUCUGUCGCAAUGUUUGCUUGAAAUGAAGGACGAUUCUGUUUCGGAAGAAAUUUUGAGUUUUUUACAGUCCAGCGUGAAUAAAAACCUCUCUCUUGCACAAUGUUCAACCUUGGCAAAUAUGAUCCAGUUGUCAGAGAAGGGGCUGGAUGAGCUUGACCUUACAAAGUUCAAGAUAAGAUCUGUGGAUGGUCGUGAGAGGCUCAUACCUGCUGUGUGGAACUGCAGAAAAGCUAUAUUUCGGAGCUGUCAGUUUUCUAUCAGGUGUUGUGAAGACUUCAGAUCGGCUUUACAAUCAUUCAACUCUUCACUGAGAGAGCUGGACCUGAGUGACAAUGACCUGCAGGAUUCAGGAGUCAGGCUCAUCUCUGAUGGACUGAAGAGUUCAAACUGUCAGCUGGAGAUAUUGAGACUUUCUGGCUGUAUGGUGACAGAUGAAGGUUGCCUUUAUCUGGCUUCAGCUCUGACUUCAAACCCAUCACACCUGAGAGAGUUGGAUCUUAGCUACAAUCACCUCGAAGACUUAGGGCAUAAACUGCUCUUUGAUAGACUGAAUGAUCCAAACUGCAAACUCAAGUAUGCCGAUUUCAAUUCGAUUCAGGAUAUAUUGAUCAAUUUAUCAAUAUUAAGGCAGUGUCCGACAGCAGAUACAAAGUUAUCUGAAUUUGUUUCUCACUGCUUUGUUGUUGCAUUUCAAUCUGACGUAUACACUGUCAGAAAUAAAGGUACUAAACUGUACCUUUUUUUGUCACUGGGCCUGUACCCUUUCAAAAAGUACAACUUUGCACAUAAGGAUUUCAUUUAAGU
Messenger RNA from Paramisgurnus dabryanus, 6993 nucleotides. Its product is annotated as NLR family CARD domain-containing protein 3-like. The record is from RefSeq and is a predicted model, not a curated record. Gene Ontology annotation, molecular function: protein binding. NCBI's taxonomy places the organism in Eukaryota, Metazoa, Chordata, Actinopteri, Cypriniformes, Cobitidae.